AUGAUAUGCACAGAUAACCAACCUGUUAGUAUAGUAGAAAAUCCUGGUUUCAAAAGGUUACUACAGUUUUUAGAGCCAAGAUAUACAAUACCAAGCAGAAAAUACUUCUCGACUAUUGAAAUUCCUAACAUUUAUCAGAAGGUAUUAAGUAAAAUUCGUUUCUUGGCAGAGAAAGCUGAUUAUGUUAGUAUAACUACCGACAUGUGGAGCUCCACAGCCAAUGUUGAUUACAUGAGCUUAACAGCACAUUUUCUCACAGAAGAUAUGAAACAAAUUCAUAUUUGUCUUGACGUGGUAACUUUUCCUUACGAGUCCCACACUGCAGACAAUCUUGUUAAAUUUAUUAAUGAAUCACUUGAGCGUUGGGGACUACUUGAAAAACUUAAUGUAGUAGUAAGAGAUAAUGCCAGAAAUUUUGUCUCUGCUAUGGAAGUAGGGAAGUUUUCAAGCAUUCCUUGUCUUGCUCAUACACUUCAGUUGGUUGUCAAAGAUGGCUGUCUUGAUAAUGAACACAUUUCUUUACUAACUGCUACAUGUAGAAGAAUAGUAGGACACUUUAAACAUUCGGUUAAAUCUUACAAACUUUUGAGACAAUCUCAUGAGAUAUUAGGACUUCCUAAACAUAGCAUUAUUCAAGAUGAGCCAACUAGAUGGAAUAGCGCCUUCCACAUGCUAAACCGUUUAAUUGAACAAAAAGAUGCGAUUCUGUUGGUAACGCCACAUUUCCCAAAAGCUGCUCGAAAAAACAAAGAAAUGUCAACCGAAGAAUGGAACAGUUUGGUUUCUCUCGUUGCUGCUUUAAAAGUUUUUGAAGACGUCACAAGUUUUUGA
Messenger RNA from Hydra vulgaris (swiftwater hydra), 831 nucleotides. Its product is annotated as zinc finger BED domain-containing protein 4-like. The record is from RefSeq and is a predicted model, not a curated record. NCBI's taxonomy places the organism in Eukaryota, Metazoa, Cnidaria, Hydrozoa, Anthoathecata, Hydridae.